Molecule: messenger RNA, 2088 nt
Organism: Branchiostoma belcheri (Belcher's lancelet)
Lineage: Eukaryota; Metazoa; Chordata; Leptocardii; Amphioxiformes; Branchiostomatidae
Product: kelch-like protein 21
Exons: 5
Coding region: 28-2040 (670 amino acids)
Molecular function (GO): protein binding
Source: RefSeq, a predicted model, not a curated record
AGCAAGUUUCAUACAUUUCAUACAUGUAUGCCUGGGGAUGAUUUAAAGAAACAGUUUCAGGUGAAAAUGAGUCGCUACCUUCCCGCCCUUCUGCCGGGGCACACCCCUAAAGUUCCUGCCCUCCCGCCAAACGUAAUCGUGGAAGGCGGGCUCGUAUGCACAUUUCUCCCGAACGGGAACAUGGACUUCGAAGACGAAGGCCACGGUCAACUGGUCCUCGACGGCUUACGUCGUCUUCGGGAAGAACCCAAGGUAGCCAAUGACGUCAACUGUAUCGUAAAGUAUAUUUUCGAAGACCAUUGGACCGCUGACGUCAUUUCCGGUGAGUUUGGUUCCUGCAGCGAUGCCAGGGAUCAGAAGCUGGUACUGCAGGCGCUGGGCGAUUUGCGACUGUGCGGCAAAUACGCCAACAUAUCUCUGUGCUCGGACGACGGAGGGAUCGUGGAGGGUCACAGAGUGGUUCUUGCGGCCGCCUGUCCGUAUUUUGACGCCAUGUUUCUCAGAGAGUUUCAGGAAGAAGGCAAACAGAGUAUAGACAUACAAGAAGUCCCCACACAGACCCUCAAACUUGUGACUGAGUUCGUGUACAGCGGAAAAGCGGUCCUAACCGAAGAACUAGUAGAAACCGCGUUACACGCUGCGUGUCUGUUUCAAGUGAGAUCUCUGACAAAAGCAUGCUGCAAAUUUCUCGAAAGGCAGUUGGACAAUUCAAACUGCGUAGCGGUCCUAAGUCUAAGCGACAUGUACGCCUGUACAGAUCUAGAAGAGAAGGCAAGAUCUUACAUCCUGCAAAACUUCUUCUGGGCGAGCGAGAGUGAAGACUUUGUUUUGCUCCCCUGCCAUAUGCUGAUUUCCCUUAUCACUGACAAACGCCUGACUCUAAAUAGAGAGAGUAUCUACGAAGCGGUUAUAAGAUGGGUCAGACAUGACACUCAAAGCAGACAACAGCAUCUACCUGAGUUGUUAGAAAAUGUCGGACUGCAUUUGUUGAACGAGGGUUACAUCAUGACUAACUUAGACUCCGAGUCUUUGAUCUUAAGAUCCAACAGGGCGUUAGCUCUCUCAGCACAAGUCAAGAAGCGUCUCUGGGAUCACAAGAAGACGGCGUGUAUGGAAGACGUCAUGGUGAUCCUAGGGGGUUCUGGGUACGAGGACGAUCCCAUGAAGCUUCACGUCGUCAUGGCGAUGGAGUGGUACAACCCAGUCUCGCGCAGGUGGGGAAUUCUCGCGAGACUUCCGCCCGGCAUGUACGACACGUGUCUGAUGGCGGACGCCAUCGACAGCGACAUCUACGUGGUGUCCACGGCGGAGGAGCCGGUGAAAUUCUGCCAAGCGUGGCGCUACAGCGUCGUCAACGACACGUGGAAGACGUUACCGCCCAUGACGCAGUACAGACAGGCGUAUUUCAGAGUCGUUGCGCUGAACGGUCAGAUUUACGUUCUUGGCAACGACAGGGAGUUGAGCCAUCAACAACCGUGUGAGAAGUACAACCCAAACUACAACACCUGGACAACUGUGGACCCGCCACCGAAAACACUGAAGAAAUUCAGUGUAGCAGUUUGUAACAGCAGGUUGUUCGCCAUGGGUUUUGCGGCCACGUCAGACGAGGUGGAGAUUCUGAGUCUGGACCCUAAGACUGACACGUGGCAGGAGGAGUACACGCCUUCCUUCAAACCCAGGAGGAAGAGUUUCCACACCAUCUGCGUCAAGAACCUCAUCUACUUCAUCGGCAUGAGCGGCAGUAAGGUUGACGCGUACGACCCAGAGAGACACGAGUGGGUGAAAGUAGCGCCGUUGAACGGGGACCACUGGAUGGGCGCCAUGACGGUCAUACACGGGAAAAUCUUCAUCUCCGGGGGCCGGUCCCGUCAGAGGUAUCUCACUGAGAAUGUGGAGUGCUACUACCCAGAGUCGGACAAAUGGCGAGUCGCGGCCGAGAUGCCGAUACUGAGGCGCGGCCACAAGUGCCUCACGGUCGCCAAACCGGUGGGGAAGGAAGACAAGUGCAGCAUGCCGUCUGUAAUAUGUAGCAUUUCUUAGCCAUACUAUAGCACCCCCUCGUGAUGUUAUGAAGAACUGCAGAAGAUC